Molecule: messenger RNA, 1845 nt
Organism: Saprolegnia parasitica CBS 223.65
Lineage: Eukaryota; Oomycota; Saprolegniomycetes; Saprolegniales; Saprolegniaceae
Exons: 2
Coding region: 1-1845 (614 amino acids)
Source: RefSeq, a predicted model, not a curated record
AUGUCGCGCGUCGUCUUCCCGCGCACCACGAUCAUGUCCUCAUCGCGCAUUGGCACGACCAACAAGCUCCCGUCCACGUCGUCACGUCGCCGCCAGUACCGCGUGUACAUUCGGAUUUUCUCCAAUCUACUGGCGGCGGCCGUCAUUCUCAUCUCGCUCUUCACAAUGGGCGUCUUGCUGUCCGAGGGCAUGUUCAAUCGGCUCGUCAUCACGUGGUAUUACCAAAAUGACGCCGACUACUGGGCCGACUAUGGCGCCUCGUGCGAACUCGCGCACGAUGGCUUUGUCAGCAAUUCAUGCUCGCCCAUGGAGGCCAACAUGACCGAGACGUUGGCGGCAUGGACAACCCUCGGUUUACACCUCGCAACAACGUGGGAAGCAAGUGGCGCCAGUCCGCUCAAGGUCACGACGUGCUUGGUGGGCGGGACACCGGACGUCGGGUGGGUCGCACUCCAGUUUAUCGGCGGCUACGACGACUUUCCGAGCUGCAACCCAAGCAAUGGGAGCCAGCUCGUCGCUGGUAUGGCGAUGGUCGAGGCCGCCAACCUGGAUACUGUCUACCCCGACGGCGCCUACCUUCUCUCGAUGUUUAGCGACGCCAGUAUGCACGACACGACAACGUACUGGAACACCGAUGGCACGAGCAACACGGUUGUCGCCAACAUCACGCGGGUGCUCGUGGGACGCGACGGGUCGAGCCAGCGCUACGACGCCGGCACCAACUCGGUUUUGAAUUCGCACCCGCUCGGACAUCGGUACCUCGUCCAAGGCUACUGCAUUUCGCAAAUGAUCAUUCUUGACGGUCUCCUAAAGGACCAAGCGGGCUGGAGCACGGGCCGGAAUCUCAAGAAAAGUGUCGUGCCUGGCUGGGCCUGCGGCCACCGCGUCGCGCACGCCACCGAGCUCCUCCUCUUGCAAGCGACGGCCGGUCUGCUUUCGAUUCUAGGUCUCGCACCCGACAUUUUCAUUACGAUCAAAGGCCUCCAAGGUGUCAUGUCUAGUAAGCCCGUGCUCACCUACGACAUUCUCUCGGGACUGGAGCGCCGCAAGACACUCCUCCUCUUCGUUGUGCUCUGCGCUGCGCCGUCUCUGCUCUUUGUCGACGUCGCGCGCAUCUACUUUGGCACGACCAAUGGGCUUCGUAUCUGGACCUUCUCGAUCAUUUCGCUGGGCAUUUUUUUGCCGUUUUUGUAUACGGUGAUACCUGCGACGACGUGGACGACGAUCGACUCGUACGAAGUGUUGAGCAACCUUUUCUACGCGGGGUCACCGACGAUCUUGAUGACAAUCAACGAGACAGCGUACCCGUGUGGCGCGUACGACGCAGCGGGCAUCGAGACGGCCGGGAGCUUCUUGACACCGUUGCUUCUCGUCCCGCUCUGCAUUUGCGGGGGCUGCAGCGUGCUCUUUGGCAUGUGCGAGCUUCGCUGCGCUGCGAAGCGCUGGAUCAUUGACGCCAACUGGACGACCGAGAAUGCGUUCAUGACGGCUUGCGGUGUACCCAACUGGUUCACGUGUCUCCCGCUCGACAAGAACGAAGCCAUCAAGAUUGGCAACCGCCUCUUCUGCAAGCCGAGCAUGCAAGCGCGCAUGGGCUACGCCAACGUGACCGUGCAGCCCAUGGCGAACGCAAUCCACGUCCGCCCUGCCCACGCAGCGGAAGAGAAGACGUACUUUCUCGUUAGUAUUUACGACCUGCUCGUAGCCAUCACGCCCCGACGCCUCCGCCUCUUUGCCCCAAAGCUGGCGGGUGCGAUUACCAAGAGCAUCUUUCAGAAACCGACCACGACGCGGCUCGACGGCAGCCAGACCUACGAACACAGCCGCGGGUCGUGCGUUGGCUAA